This is a messenger RNA of Papaver somniferum (opium poppy), 987 nucleotides long. RefSeq lists its product as uncharacterized. NCBI's taxonomy places the organism in Eukaryota, Viridiplantae, Streptophyta, Magnoliopsida, Ranunculales, Papaveraceae. The record is from RefSeq and is a predicted model, not a curated record. Gene Ontology annotation, molecular function: RNA-DNA hybrid ribonuclease activity; nucleic acid binding. The transcript has a single exon. The coding region runs from base 1 to 987 and encodes 328 amino acids.
AUGGAGAUGAUUGAAAUAAAUGAAUUACCUGUAUUAGAAGGAGGAGAGGAUAGAAGAAUAUGGACACACACAAUUUCAGGGGAAUUCACUGUAGCAUCUGCUGUGGAAACAAUAAGGGAAAAUUUUCCAAAAAUGAAGUGGACUUCUCAGGUAUGGCAUCCAACUAUUCAUCCUAAUAUCUCAAGUAACAUAUGGAAACUAGUUAGGGGAAUAUGGGCCACAGAUGAAAACCUUAAGAAAAGAAAAUUUCAAUUGGCUUCAAGAUGUUGUUUCUGCAAAAAAGAAGAAGAGAAUAAACAACACUUACUAUGGUUUUGUAACUACAAUGAAAUCAUUUGGAAAUGGGUAGGUAAUAUUUUUAAUUUCAUUAAUCCUAAAUCAUUUGAGGAGAUUCUGAAAAUGGCAAAGAAUAAGAGCCCUGCCAUUAAAGAAGUUUGGAGAACUGCAGCUUUCAUUACGAUGAGAGAGUUAUGGUUUACAAGAACUAAAAUGUUAUAUAAGGAAGAGGGUUUCUCCCUAGAGAAAAUUAAGAAGAAGAUUUUAAAUUUCACAAUGGAGUUUGAAGUGAGAAUGAAAGAACCAAUGUGGAACUGCUCUUAUGAUUUACAAGUUUUGAAAGCUCUGGGACUAAAAUGCAGAAAAGUAAAAGGUACUAGAGUCAAAGAAUUUUCUUUCAACCCCCCUCAAAAAAAGAUUCUGUUGUGUUGUGAUGGUGCAUCAAAAGGAAAUCCAGGUCUUUCAGGCUAUGGAUUUAUUAGGAGAACAAUCUCAGGAGCAUUCUUGGUUGUUGUUUCAGGUGGUUUGGGUGUUUCAACUAACUAUUAUGCAGAGAUACUAGCAGUUUUGAAUGCAGGAGAAUGGGCAAUAAGAAAAGGCCAUGAAGAGAUUUUAUUCAGAACUGACUCAUUAGCUACAAUCAGUGCAUUUCAGAGCAAGAAAAUUCCAUGGUUUGCUAUAAAAGAUGGGAGAAAAUCUGUGCAAGACUGA